Acipenser ruthenus (sterlet) is the source of this 5224-nucleotide messenger RNA. RefSeq names its product bcl-2-modifying factor-like. Gene Ontology annotation, biological process: apoptotic process; negative regulation of autophagy; positive regulation of apoptotic process. The transcript has 4 exons. NCBI's taxonomy places the organism in Eukaryota, Metazoa, Chordata, Actinopteri, Acipenseriformes, Acipenseridae. Gene Ontology annotation, cellular component: myosin complex. The record is from RefSeq and is a predicted model, not a curated record. The coding region runs from base 192 to 755 and encodes 187 amino acids.
CGUGCCGAUGACGUCGUAGAAAGUGAAAACAGCUUGUUGCUGAAUGCAAUGCAUGCCAGUAUGAAAAUUGUCUUGGAAGGAUAAAGAGCAAGGUUUUGUUUUCGGUUGACAGAAACACUUUCAAGGCAGAGAUACGACUGCUUGCAAACACACAUUAAUCAGCUGGCGGGAGAUUAUCAUUAAAAUAACCUAUGGAUUCUGAUCUGGAUGAAGUUGAUGACGACGUCUUUCAUCCAGACGAUGCCGAGGCUGGAGGUCCUGAGAAGACCAUAGUUUCCGUGCGCUGUCACUGUAGCUGCUCUCCACUCAAAGCACCACUCCAUUUCUCAUACUGCAGGGGCACCAGGUUCAGGGAGAUCAGGUACGAGAACAAGGAGACCCAGACGACAAGCCCCGUCAUGGCAAACAGAGACAUCAUGCUACCCUGCAGUGUUCAAGAAGAGCCUCUGAGACUUUUCUAUGGUAACGCAGGCUACCGAUUGCACUUCCCAGCGGAUUUUGAGCAGAAUCGGGAUGCCGUAGAGGACGAGCUUGUGGAGGAGAGGAACCAGGGAGGUGAGCAGCCAGUGCUAAGUGCCGAGGCUCGGAUUGGGCAGAAACUCCAGCAGAUAGGAGACCAGUUCCACAGGGAUUACACUCUAAUGCACCACAUAAACCAAAGGAACCAGCAGCCCAUGUGGUGGAGACUGGCAGUUACUUUGUUCAAUCUGCUCUUUGAAAGAGAAGGGAACAUAGUGAUGCCAGAUCAGAGGUGAGAUGGACACUGCACGCUCACAGAGGGACUUGGCUGCUGAUGGCACUGUAAGAUUGAACACGGGUUUAGACCAUAAACCACACACCGCGGGCCGGUGGCUGAUUUUAUACGCUCUCAAAUUUCCCAAGAGGAAGCCAUGUUGUUCUUCAGAUUCUUUCACAAGAACACGUCCAUAGUGUUUGUGAAUAACUAUUUUGUACAGUAUGUCAGUCUUUUGCACUUCUGUAAAUGUACAUCUUGAACAACAUGCCGCUAUAUUGGGAAUGCCUUAUUUUCCAUUUUUGUGUGGAAUCUUCUCAUAACUGUUAAAAAAAUAUAUAUAGCAGCAAAAAAUAUAUAGCAGUUGGAAAUUCGAUUUAACUGUGAUACCCUGGGACCAUUUCUCAAGUUUCCCAAGAUUUUUCCAAAUUGUUUCUAGUACUAUUUUUCUCCUGUCCCAAUUGUUGAAAACUGAAAGGUGUUUCGUUUUGUAAAACUAUUGUCAGCAGGUCACAUCCCACUUUUUCUGUGUGCUUCUGUAAGUCUGGGAGUGAACCAGCUACCUCACGGCCCCCCUGCAAGCAUUUUAACCUCUGUACAAAAGGGUCAGACCUGUUUGCGUGGGUAGAUCAUGGCGCCACUGUUGCAUUACCUCAUCUCACCCACAGGGGUCAGCAUUAUCUGUAAAAGUGCAUUGUUAACACAGAACUACACAUUAAACCUCCAGUGUGUUAGCUUAACAGCCUCAAUCUUCUCGAUGCUGGCGAUGCAGAACGCUUAUAGUGCCUAAUGGACUCCCUGAACCUCACCAGAAAGGUGUGUCUGUGUCCUAAAUCAGAGUUUUUGAUGAGCUUGAACUAAACUACCACUACACAAUGAUUUGGACAGGAGUGAAGCAGGUACUAAUGCUAAUAAUGAAUGAAGGGUAUCCAAUUCUGUACGUAAAGGGCAAGCCUGGGCUUCUCCUGGAUCUCGCAUAUGGUGCAAACAUGGUACCUUUAGCACUUACUGAAUAAAGCUGAAUCCUUUACUAAAAAAAACCUGUAUUCGUAAAAAUGAUUUCCCUUGCACAUAUCCUUUUUCUAGAGAAAUUCAAUUUUAUUUUGAUAGAUAUUGAUAAAGUGUACCACACCUUUCCUCCUUAAACUAUUAAACAUUGUUUUGGACCAGUUGUUCUAAACGGGGGAACAAAAUCAUAUGAGGUACAAAAACCUGCGAUUUAUAUCAGACAUUUUCUCAGGAUGUGGUUUAACAGUGGAGCGCCAGAGUUCUUGCGCCUAAUUUCAGGUUACUUGGAUGUGAUAAUUCAAUGGAUUCAGUACGGUGCUAUUGUUACAAAUAACCACUAGUUUGUCACUAAGAAGUAGAUUUUGUACAGGAAAACAAACAUACUUCAAGUUGAGGAAGACUGUAAUAAUUUUGGUUAAUUGUGAAAAUUAAUACAUUUGUAGACCACUGAUGCUGUUUCAUUUUGUUUUGUCCCUCUUUGAUGGAAGCUGGCCCUGCCACUCAUUAAAAUACCUUAGACAGAAAUCUGUUUUUUAGUCUUGAAUCCCAGACUAUCACAUUUUUAUAUAAAAUUGGGCAUUAAACAAAUGUACAAUCACAAUUUCACUAAACCUCAUAAAUUACUUGGUUCUUUGUUUGUCUUUUGCAGCUUGUUACUUGAACGUAAACUGAUUUUAAUUACUUAAAUUUAAUCCCAAUAGAUGAUGUCUGACAUUUUAAACAACUUUUAAAAGCCAUAACAUGUUUGUGCAUGAGUCGGGUACCAGCUGAUAAAAAAUGUAGUUAGUGCGACACUCAAAAAUAUACAAACAUGACGUUUAAGCAGGGUCUAAAUGUACCAAGGAGUUACAGAAUGCCGUAUUUCAUUCAGUAACAUGUGAAGGUUGUUUACCUUCAGUAGUAGUACCCUUUGGAACUGCUCAUUGUAAUUUGAUUGUUCUCCAUUAUAUGUGUUCUUAGAUGAUGAAAAAUCCAGAAAAACCCUUGAAAAAAAAUUAUUAACACAUUAAAACAGUUGGGGUUAAUAUAAACUAAUGUAACACUAGUGACUGUAAGUUUUGCAAUAAGAGCUGUUGUAAUUUGAUAACGGCUAAAGGCCAUCAAGAGCCAUCGUUUUAUCCUCUAAUUACCACCAUUAUAAGUCAUGAACAGUAGGUUCUACUAUUUGCAACUCCUUAAAAGGUGUCAAAUGGUAAGCAGCCUCCAUAAUGGUUGUUUCCUGUGAACCUUGAAAGCUGAGCCAACUACCGUAGCCUCCUGCCUUCCUUAGAAUCAACUAGUGAAUAUUUUUUUUUAUAUUCCCCACCCAAUUUGAGUGGGUCAGCUCCCAGCAUCAAAAAGGGACUUCUUUUCCUUGUAACUUAUUCUUCAUAAUUUAUUUUGUGUAUAUUUGUUUAUUUCUACUGUAUAGAUUUCCUUGUGUGCAAUUUUUUGUAACCGUGUUCUGUUUUGUCAGUACCAAGAUUGUGCCAGGAUACAUGACUCAUACUUACAGCCCCACAGAUACAGACAACUGUUUUUUGGAAGCAUUUGCUUGAAUUCUAUAAGGUUAGGCCAGCCCUUUUAUUUUUGUUAGCAAGAUGGGCGGCCGUUUGACAUACACAUCUUUCUUUUCAAAAAAGAAAAUGUAGACCCACAGUAUUAAGUAGGUUACUAAUAUAAUAGAAUGGUUUAAUACUGACUUUAGGAAGUAUGUUGGCUAGUUUACUCUAUUUGAAGUACAAUAUUUGAAGCGAAUGUAAUACAUAUUCCCACUAUCCCCUGUGAAGGCACAACUCUGGUUCUUGCACAAUAAUCUGUGUUUGGCAUGCUUAGUAAAACUAAUUGGGCUAUAGAGAUUGGAAAAACAGGCUGCUGUAUUGGACACAAUCAAAUGUCAUAUUUAAAAUACAGGGAUGGAAAUAAUGCUCCCAUUGCAUAGCAGUUGAAUUCAUUCCUGGUUUAAUAAGACACACCUGAGCUUGUUACCUAUAUAAGAACAUAAGAACAUAAGAAAGUUUACAAACCGAGAGGAGGCCAUUCGGCCCAUCUUGCUCGUUUAGUUGUUAGUAGCUUAUUGAUCCCAGAAUCUCAUCAAGCAGCUUCUUGAAGGAUCUCAGGGUGUUAGCUUCAACAACAUUACUGGGGAGUUGGUUCCAGAUCCUCCUUGUUUCUUUUUUCAGGUCGAAAAAGUCCCCUGGGUCGACAUUGUCAAUACCUUUUAGAAUUUUGAAUGCUUGAAUACUAUGACAGGAGUCUCCAACCCUGGUCCUGGAGAACCCCCAUCCUGCAGGUCGUGUAUUUACAUCAUCAGUGGCUAAAGAUCUGGAACACCUGUUAAUCUUGACUAAUUAAGCUGAUAAUUGGUUCAAUUAAGUAACUGAGAAACUGGUUGAAACCAAAAAACAGCAGCCACAGUAGCUCUCCAGGACCAUGGUUGGAGACUCCUGUGCCAUGGGUAACCAAACAUCAAGUAAAACCUGCAAUGGGUGUAACUGCUAUGCAAUAGGAGUCUUAUUUCCAUCCCUGAUUAAAUAUUAAUUGCCUUCAUUUCCAUUACUUUGCAUGUUUAUGACAGUGAUGUCAAAGGCCUUUUAUGUUUUGGACUUGCAUAAUAUAACAACAGACCCUAUGUGAUCUCAAUGCACUGGAAAGUAAUUUAUAUAUGUGUGUAUAUAUAUAUAUUUCAUACAUGUCCCUGGUUUCUGGUGUAAAGUACACUUAUCAUUUUGUUUGUAAUAAAACACAAAACUGGAUUUCUGUAAUUAACAAUUGGCUUCAGGAAUUAGAUUUGUAAUUAAUUUGAAGAAAACCACAGUGGUUUCAUUUUGUGUUUUGUCUGAGGGAAUUUCUGGCCUGUGCUAGAACUCAACCUAUAUCUUUCAAGAACACACUCGUAAAUCAGAUGUUUUAUCAGGUUAAUAAUGCCUGUUUUUACUGUAAAAUGUUCCUGCUUCCUGUUUUCAUUGUUGAGGAACUGAUUCCUACAAAGGUUUAAAAAGUCUUCACAUCUGGGUGGAAUUUUUGAAAAGCUAUUUUUUUCUUUUUUAAAUGGCUUUUUAAAUGAUUAAAAAUGUAAGUAAAACAUUCCUGUGGUGACAAUAUACUUUUUUGUAAUCUUUUAUAAGAGAUAUCAACAAAAACACAAAGGCCAGUCACCAGAAAUUUCAGUCUGGAACUUAAGUAUGUUUGCUUUAAGGCUCUGGAUAUGCCUUGCAUUACUCCUUUGGUUUCGAAGACGUCUUGGGGACCACACAUUCUCUGUAUCCAAUAAACUGAGACCCAGUGAAAAUGUAGCAUUUUUUUAAAACAUUGACUGUGUGUCUUCGAGACUGUACUGUGCACUCCUUAACCAUAUAAAUACAGUUUGAAAGUGGAGAGUUUUGUAUUCGUGCAAUACCGCUGUAAAUUAGAGCUUGGCUCUUUUGAAUUGAUAUCUUUUCUCAGAUUUUGUUUUUCAAAUUGGUACCAUUUUUUUCAAUAAAAAUGCAGAAAGUGAAAAAA